This is a messenger RNA of Acanthochromis polyacanthus (spiny chromis), 3809 nucleotides long. RefSeq names its product general transcription factor IIIC, polypeptide 3 (gene gtf3c3). Gene Ontology annotation, cellular component: transcription factor TFIIIC complex. The record is from RefSeq and is a predicted model, not a curated record. Lineage: Eukaryota; Metazoa; Chordata; Actinopteri; Pomacentridae. Bases 86 to 2914 code for a protein of 942 amino acids. The transcript has 19 exons. Gene Ontology annotation, biological process: transcription by RNA polymerase III. Gene Ontology annotation, molecular function: protein binding.
UAUUGUAGUUCAUGACGUUUGUGAAUGUGUAGUACAUGCAGCAAGUUUAAACAGGUUUUUCGUUUUGUUAUGAGACUUCGCACACAUGUCUGGCUUCAGCGCCGAACUAAUAGACUACCUGGAGGGUAGAAUAACUUUUGAAGAGUUCGACAGAAGGAGGGACGAGCGGAAAGCCAAGGAGUCAGAGGUAACACCUGAAGAUGUGGAGGAAGAUGCUCAGCCUUCCACCUCGGCACAAGCAGGAAAAACCGAGGACGACGUCAGCCCAGGAGUCCAGCUGGCCUUCGCCUCCAUGCUGGGAGAAACGGCAGAAGCUCCGUCGUCUGAGGCCGAGGACGAAGAGGAGGAGGAGGACAGCCUGAGCUACGUCGACGAUGAAGACGACAGGGAUUACAAUGCAGAGGAGGAGAAAGAGGGGAGAAAGGCUGAGACGGAGAAGAAGCCGAGGAGAGGAGGGAAACAAGCGAGGACGAGGAGGAGGAGGAGGAAGGAGAAGAAGCAGGAAGCUGAGGAGGAAGAUGCGGAGGAUGUGACGGUGGGAGACGUGUUUGCUCUGGAGAUGGAGCUGAACCGGGAAAACAAGAAAAUGAUGAAGGGGCGGCGUCAUGGCAGCAAACUGCCUCGGGCUCUUCGAGGUCUGAUGGGAGAAGCCAACAUCCGCUACGCCAGAGGAGAGAAAGAGGACGCCAUCCUGAUGUGUAUGGAAAUCAUAAGGCAAGCUCCUCUAGCCUACGAGCCUUUCUCUACGCUGGCUAUGAUCUAUGAGGACAACGAGGACAUGGACAAAGCGCUGCAGUUCGGUCUGAUCGCCGCCCACCUCAACCCGUCAGACUGUGAGGAGUGGAUCAGGCUGGCAGAAAUGUCUCUGGAGCAGGACAACAUCCGGCAGGCCAUCCUCUGCUACAGCAAAGCUAUAAAGUAUGACUCCACCAAUGUGCGCUACCUGUGGGAGCGCUCCAACCUCCACAUGCGUCUGGGGGACCACAAACAGUGCAUGGACGGAUACCGCAGGAUCCUGUCGCUGCUGCCGCUGGAGGACGGAGAGCACUUCAUGCAGCUCUCCAAGGAUAUGGCCAAGAGUUACUAUGAGAGCAAUGACCUGCCCUCAGCUCUGAGUGUGAUGGAGGAAGCUCUGGCCCGACAUCCCGACCUGGUCAGCGACGACUUCAUCAACAUGGCAGCCGAACUCUACGUCGCCAACCGCCAGUACAACAAAGCCCUGCAGGUCUUGGUCCAGUUUUCAGGCAUCGUUCUGGUCCGAACUGAACCCACAGCAGGCGUCUCUGCACCAACACAAGAGAAGAAAGAGGCAGAGAAGGUGGCUGAGGAUCAGGAGGAGAACGACGGAAGUGUAAAAUCAAAACCUGCAGAGGAAAUGGAUUGUGGUACCAUUCAGGAUGUCCAGGUACCCGACAGCGUCCCAGUAGACCUGAGGGCCAAACUAAUCGUCUGCCUCAUACACCUGCAGGUCUACACACCUCUGGAGGGCUUGGUGUCCAUACUGAUGGAGCAGAGUCCGGAGGAGAUCGGUGACUUGUACCUGGACGUAGGUGAAGCUUACUUGGAGCAGGGGGAGUACAUGUCUGCUCUGCCUCUGCUGUCCGCCCUCAUCAUAUCCGACAAGUACAACCUGGCUGUUGUUUGGCUGCGACAUGCAGAAUGUCUGAAGGCUCUGGGCCACAUGGAGGCAGCAGCACAGAGCUAUUCCAGGGUGGUCCAGAUGGCUCCUCAGCACCUGGAGGCCCGGCUUUCCCUCGCAACUCUGCAGCAGCAGCUUGGCCGGAUGGACUGCGCCCUGAAGGCGUUGGAGUCCAUGUAUGACAGCGACACACUGGCACAGGAUUCAUCAGCCGCACAGAAGGAGUUGAAGCUGCUGCUGCAUCGCUCCACUCUCCUGAAAACACAGGGGCAAAUCCAGGACUACCUGGAUGCUAUGAUUACAAUGAUCUCCAUGCUGCUGAAGGUGGCCAUGCAGCGAGCUAAGGUGUGUGUGUGCUCCGUAAACGUGUCGGGCAAGAACCACCUGAAGCUGGUGAAGGUCGAGAACGUGCUGCCAGAGAUUGCCGACCAUGAAACUGCCUAUCUGGACAACACUGGUAAAACCAACGUUCUGUCUAAAGAGGACUGGUGGCAGCUGCUGGUGAGCUCCGUGUUGACCCUCUGUGAGGUGCAGCGCUACGAGGAGGCCGAGCUGCUCGUGGAUUCGGCCAUGGAGUUUUACUCCUUCUACGACAACAAGCCCAGGAGGAAGGAGCUGGAGUUCUUCGGCUUGUCUGCCACCAUCCUCGACCACAACUACUGCAAAGCGUACGACUACAUCAGAUUGAUGCUGAUGGAAAAUGUGGAUCUGCCCCAGCUGUGGAAUAUUUUCAACCAGCUGACGAUCACCUCCCAGCACCAGCGCCACCAUCGCUUCUGCCUUCGUAUGCUGCUAAAACAUCCGGACAACCACGCCCUGUGUGUCCUCUGUGGACACAACGCCAUGGUGUCAGGGAGCUUCAAACACGCUCUAGGUCAGUAUGUGCAGGCUUUCCAGACUCACCCCGACAACCCGAUGCACAGCCUUUGUGUGGGUUUGACCUUCUUCCACAUGGCAUCUCAGAAGUAUGUCGGCAAACGACACACGCUGGUGCUGCAGGGAUUCUCCUUCCUGUGGCAGUAUGUGGAGCUGCGUGGAGAGUGUCAGGAGACGAUGUACAACCUGGGCAGAGCGCUGCACCAGAUGGGCCUCACACAUUUAGCCAUUCAUUACUACCAAAAGGCACUGACACUACCUGCACAGAAACUGGAGGGCAUCGCAGAUGAUCAGGUAGAUCUGAGGCGGGAGAUCGCCUUCAACCUGUCGCUCAUCUACCAGGCCAGUGGAAACCUAGAGAUGGCCCGACAGCUCAUCAACACACACUGCAUCGUUUAGUCCCUGGUCUUCAGCCGGGCUUCUAAUGUUUGAGCUUUGAGACUCCAGAACGUUGAGGACUCAGAACGCCUUAUUCAGAAAUAAACACAUGCAUUGGUAAAAGAUGAACUAAAAAAAAAAAGGAAAUAAAUACGUUUUUAUAGAGAAGAACUUAAAAAGCUGCUCAGUCCAGACUUCUACAAACAUUUAUUUCUACAUUUCUUCAUUUAUUUCUCUAUAUUAAUGUUCACAGGCUUACGAGAUACCUUUUUACUGCAUCGUAAAGCAUGCAUGGAUCUUUUUAGCUGGAUUAUUUUUGCUUUUAAAGUCUAGCCGACUAAUACUGAUUUAAUCCAGCUGCAAGACGUGUAAUUCGUAAAGCAAUAUACAGAUAACUGAAGACAUUUAGAAAUAAAGUAGAAAGGCAGAAAUUAAAAACAUCUCCAAGCUGAAAGAAAUUAAAAAUCGUAAAAACUGAUGCUUUAUUUUUAAAUUAAUGACAAACCAGUCAUUAAUCAUUCAAUAAUGUAGGCAUUCAUUCAGCUUUUACUUAAUUAAAUAUAAAAUUAUUUAAUGGUUUCACGUUUAUCUAUGAAUGUGUUUACUUUUGAAUAAGUCGGGAUGUGUGCUUUGCACUAAAGUUACUUCGCAAGCAGUAAGGAUGUGUGAUACUAUUUUUUUAAUAGAGUUUAUAUUUUUCUAACUUUUCUGCUUGUGAAUGAAUUCAGAUGUCAGUUAUCAUUUCAGUUAAAACAAACCACGGCCAGGUGGAACAGUGAAUGUUUGCUGUUUAAGAUGUCUCUUCAACAGAUCAGAUUCUUAGUUUACACAUUGUAAAGUUCUAUUUUUGUUACCACAACGUUCUCUGUGUCAUACGUUUAUGUGUUUCUAAAUCAAAUAAAUAUGUUUCUUUGGA